AUGAAAAUGAAUGUCUACAUAUUUAACAAUAAAUUGAUCUCAUUGAGAAAUCUGACCGAUAAAAAUGGACAAAAAGGGCAAUUUUUCGGUGCUGCAGUUGCAGCUACUGAUCUCAAUAACGACGGCUACGAUGAUAUAAUUGUGGGCUCACCGUUUUACACUGAUUACAAAACAGUCAUGGAUGUGAAAACUCAGGAGCAUAAGCCUCGUUACGACAUCGGCAAAGUGAUGGUUUUCUUCCAGGGACCAGAUCAUGAUUUCCCAAAAUGGGAAUCCCUUUUGGGGCAUACCGAGUGGUCACGUUUUGGAUGGUCGAUUGCAGCUGCUGGGGAUUUGAAUCAGGAUGGAUAUAAUGAUUUCAUUGUCGGUGCGCCAUACGAUGGUGAUGAUCAUCGAGGAGCUGUUUAUGUAUAUCAUGGUGCCAAAAAUGGUGUACGUAGUGAGCCAACACAGAAAAUUGACGCACGAAAAGUGAAUGCUGAUUUGAGAACUUUUGGAUUUUCUCUUGCUGGUGGCAAAGAUAUCGACAAAAACCAGUAUCCAGGUUAUUUAAUUUAA
This is a messenger RNA of Gongylonema pulchrum, 558 nucleotides long. The record is from the annotation of a GenBank genome assembly. Lineage: Eukaryota; Metazoa; Nematoda; Chromadorea; Rhabditida; Gongylonematidae.